This is a messenger RNA of Penicillium daleae, 1482 nucleotides long. Its product is annotated as WD repeat protein. The transcript has 2 exons. NCBI's taxonomy places the organism in Eukaryota, Fungi, Ascomycota, Eurotiomycetes, Eurotiales, Aspergillaceae. Gene Ontology annotation, biological process: protein polyubiquitination; transcription-coupled nucleotide-excision repair; proteasome-mediated ubiquitin-dependent protein catabolic process. Gene Ontology annotation, cellular component: Cul4A-RING E3 ubiquitin ligase complex; nucleotide-excision repair complex. Bases 1 to 1482 code for a protein of 493 amino acids. Gene Ontology annotation, molecular function: protein binding. The record is from RefSeq and is a predicted model, not a curated record.
AUGAAUUCCUAUCUUCUCAACAGAGCCCUCGGGUCUGUCUCGCCAAAUGCAUUCCACGUUGCACAAACCACACGGCUAGUCCAUAAUCUCGAGCCUGCGCCUGGGAUUCGGUUCUCCAGCCGCAGAGCCGCACCCAAGGAUCAGAGUCAAGGUGACGCGAAUAACGCGACGCCUUUGGAUCGAGAGGAUCCUACGACAGCUGAAAAUGUGAUUUCCCAUCAAUCUGGCGUGAAUUGCCUGGCAAUUGAUCAAUUUGAGGGCCGGUACAUGAUAUCUGGAGGCGCAGAUCCCUCUAUUCAUCUCUGGGACUUCGAAAGUCGAGGAUCAGAUCUCGAUCAUAUCCACCGUGCCUGCGCGACUGUCAGGAAAUCAUCACACAAAGAUGCGCAUACACACGCCAUCACUUCUCUCUCUAUUUACCCAUUCGAUCCAGUCCCGUCAACCAUCUUUUCGACGUCUCAUGACGGCACGUUAAAGCUCUCUGCGCUGCAGUCGCCUGAAAUCACUCCGGUCCACACGUUCAAUCUCGAUUGCACACCAUAUGCGCACUCCUUCUCCUCCCAACCAGGGUCUACCUUGCUAGUUGCAGUCGCUACAUCCGAACAAUCAGUCCGACUAGUUGAUCUUCGAUCCGGGCUAGCCACGCACGGCUUGCCAGGCCAUAAUGGUGCCGUUCUAUCGGUGGCGUGGGCUCCUCACCGGCCGCAUUUACUUGCAUCUGGUUCUGUCGACAACCGAGUCGUCAUCUUCGAUGUCCGACGCGGAGGUCACAACUCUGCAAUCGCAACCUUGGACAUGGACGAUCCGGUAGGCCUUGUAGCGCCAGGGUCCGGAUCUGCACCAGCAUCUUUCGAGAGCCGGCCAGCAUUUUCGCGACAUGCACGGGCUCACAACGGCCCUGUUACUGGGGUGCGUUGGACGUCGACUGGCAGCCAUAUAGUCACGACGGGGCAAGACUCGCGUAUCCGGGUGUGGGAUGCAGCGACGGGCGCAAACACACUGGCACAUUUCGGCCCUCGGGUUCGCAAUAGUUCCACUUCUCACAUGGCAGAGCGGGCGCCACUGCUGAUACCCAAGGGCGUCAUGGGCCCUGGGCAGGAGACGCUCUUGUGGUCUAACUUUAACGAGCAAGAUGACCGGGGUGAGAUCUUUAUGUUCGAGCUUCGAGAAGGGACUUUUAUUAAGCGUCUUCGGGUUCCAGGGCUCAUGGGUGGAAACCAGGCAGCACGUGGCCGGGCAAGGGCCUUCAGUGCUGCGCGUAUUAAUGAUUUGACCUGGCGCGGGAACGGUGCAUCCGGGGAAGGCCUCGAGCUUUUCUCUGCCCAUGGCGACGGGACCAUUCGCACAUGGGUUUCUCGGGAGCCUGAUGGUGAGCCUGAUGAGGAAGAAGAAGCCGAGAUGGCCGACCGCAAGAGAAAGCGAGAGGUUCUAGACGAACUCUACAAGGGCUUCAUUGGACCCGAUGCUGGACUCUAUACUUGA